CAGAUUCACCCGAGGUGAUGUCAAGUAACGUGUUAGGUGCAAUAACAUAACAUAAUUAAGGUGUUUUGUAAUUGGUAGUAAUAAGCAAAAGAGAGUGAAAAUAAUGGUAACGUUAGACGGUGCUAAUGUUGUUGUGACUAAAGUAGCCCCACAAGGGUGACGUGUCGCUGUAUGGAGGAGCGGAGAUAGAUCCGUAUAAAUAGGCGUGUUGGGAAUGGAGCGCCAAGUGGGUAGUCCGCCGCCCGCGCUGACCGCAUACCGCAUACAGGAUUGGAUCGACGAUGAGCGCUCCGUCGCGAGAAGAGGCGUCGAAGGAGGAGAGGGAGGAGGAGGAGGAGGAGGGGAACCGGCUUCUAGUUGUAGAGGAUGAAGAAGGGUUGGAGGUGGCAUACGAAGCGGGGGAGAAGAUCCUGGUGACGGAUUUCGAGUUCGACUCCAUCGACGAUUCCACUGUCCCUCCCUUCUCCUGGAACAAGCUCUGGCUCUUCACUGGGCCUGGCUUCUUGAUGAGCAUAGCGUUUUUGGAUCCGGGGAAUCUCGAGGGGGAUCUCCAGGCCGGGGCCAUCGCCGGCUACUCCCUCCUCUGGCUCUUGAUGUGGGCCACCUUCAUGGGCCUCUUGAUCCAGCUUCUAUCCGCCAGGCUCGGUGUCGCCACGGGCCGCCACCUCGCCGAGCUUUGCAAGGACGAGUAUCCCAAUUGGGCCCGCCUCCUGCUUUGGUUCAUGGCCGAGCUGGCCCUCAUUGGCGCCGACAUUCAAGAGGUUAUUGGAAGUGCCAUCGCCAUUCAAAUUCUUAGCCGCGGCUUCUUCCCUCUCUGGGCUGGAGUUCUAAUUACUGCUUCCGAUUGCUUCUUCUUUCUGUUUCUUGAGAACUAUGGAGUGAGGAAGUUGGAAGCUGCUUUUGCAGUUCUCAUCGCUACUAUGGCUCUUUCUUUCGCCUGGAUGUUUGGUGAUGCAAAACCUAAUGGAAAAGAGCUUUUGAUGGGUAUUUUGCUUCCAAGACUAAGCUCAAAAACAAUUCGACAGGCUGUGGGUGUUGUAGGUUGUGUCAUUAUGCCUCACAAUGUAUUUCUGCAUUCUGCUUUGGUGCAGUCAAGGAAGGUUGACCCCAAUAAGAAAGGUCGGGUACAGGAGGCUAUCAACUACUAUUCAAUUGAGUCAUCGGCUGCACUUUCAGUCUCCUUCAUGAUCAAUUUAUUUGUAACAACCGUUUUUGCUAAGGGUUUUUAUGGAACAAAGCAAGCAAAUAGCAUAGGAUUGGUCAAUGCAGGGCAGUAUCUUGAAGAAAAAUAUGGAGGAGGAGCCUUCCCUAUUCUUUAUAUAUGGGGAAUUGGGUUAUUGGCAGCUGGGCAGAGUAGCACCAUCACUGGCACAUAUGCUGGUCAAUUCAUAAUGGGGGGUUUCCUUGACCUUCGUUUAAAGAAAUGGUUGAGAGCAUUGAUCACUAGAAGUUUUGCAAUUGUGCCAACUAUAAUUGUAGCCGUUGUUUUCAAUAGAUCAGAAGCUUCAUUGGAUGUUUUGAAUGAAUGGCUCAAUGUGCUUCAGUCCAUGCAAAUUCCCUUUGCUCUGAUUCCCCUCCUCACCUUGGUCUCCAAAGAGCAUAUAAUGGGAACCUUUAGGGUUGGGCCUAUUCUUGAGAGAGUGGCAUGGACUGUUGCUGGACUGAUAAUAGUAAUUAAUGGCUAUCUCUUGUUAGAUUUCUUCCUUUCUGAGGUGAAUGGCGUGCUGCUUGGUCUUUUAGCCUGCUCCAGCACAGUAGCCUAUGUUGCAUUCAUUGUAUAUUUGGUUUCACGGAGCGGUGUUCUUCCUUCUUCUUGGGUUAAUCGCCUUCCCAAGGGAUUUUCUUCUACUGGGAACUAAGUCAACAAAAUUCAGACCAUGAAAAAUCUGGAAAUAGUUCGGCAAACUUCUGCUAGACAAUUUUGCAUGAGGAGUUUUGCUUCAUAUACACCAUAAAGCUUAUAGAGUUUCUCUAACCUUGCAACCUGGAUUAAAGGGAAGACAGGGUCAGAUAGUGGAAAGCACCUAGAUUUAACUGCACUUCAAUUUUGCAACAGGCUUACAGAGUUUACCUUCCAUGUGUAGCAAGAUGGAGAUAACUUCUGUAAUGGAAGAUGUGGAGAGAGCACCAUUACAAGUUGCAGGAUAAAUUACCGUCCUAUGUACCUGCCUUAUUCGUUUUCUAAGUUCUAACAAGUUGUGGAUUGGUCCAUUAUUCUUUGAUGUAAACAGUUUGUAUUUAACUUGGACGAAAUAGCACACGUUCCUUUUAUGAAGGAACACAAAGUACAUUUUGCCUUAGCCAGGUAAGACAACAGACAUAAGUUGUAGGGAUUAUUCUACAGUGCAAUGUGGAGAACAUUUAUUUUUAUCAUCUUUUAUGUUUUCUAGUUGAACUCA
This is a messenger RNA of Cajanus cajan (pigeon pea), 2399 nucleotides long. Its product is annotated as metal transporter Nramp2. Lineage: Eukaryota; Viridiplantae; Streptophyta; Magnoliopsida; Fabales; Fabaceae. Gene Ontology annotation, molecular function: cadmium ion transmembrane transporter activity; manganese ion transmembrane transporter activity. Gene Ontology annotation, cellular component: trans-Golgi network; membrane. Gene Ontology annotation, biological process: iron ion transmembrane transport; manganese ion transport. The record is from RefSeq and is a predicted model, not a curated record.